CUUGUUUAGAAAUAUAGCCGUUACCACGAUAUUACCUUCUCUGUUCCCAAUCUUUAAAACUCUCUGAAAUCGUAUCGUCAUCAUUCUCCUUCCUUCCUUCUAUUCAACUUCUUCGCCUAAUCAAUUCAAUUCAACUUACUACUUCCAUGCCUUCCAACAAACCAUCUUCAAUGCCUUCAAACCCUAAUCCAAGAAGUUCCGAAAUCGGUAACCCUAUGAGAAGGAGUUUCACUGGAAACCCCUUCUCCAAACCCUCAAUUGUCCCAAACCAUGGAGCCAAAACCCCCGCCAACAGCCCUUCAGCAGAUUUUUCGAGAAGAGGCUCUGUUGGGGUUCGGGAAAGCGGAGGGUCGCUGAGGGACUCCUUUGAUGACAAAGAAAACGGGAAAGAUCACAUUUUGAAACCAGCAAAGGUUCGAUCACCAGCUGUUUCUUCAAAGGGCUCAAAGAAUUUCAUGUCUCCGACCAUUUCUGCUUCCUGCAAGAUCAAUGAGUCUCCCAGAAAGAAAGUCCUGAUUGAGAGGAAUGAGGCGGUUUCGAGUCCUGCAGACCCGAAAAGCCACGUUCGCAAGGUAACUUUUGCUGAGCCCUUGGAGGAGAAUAUGAUUUAUGGGAUCAUCCCCAAUUUUGAGGAAGGUCCCAGAUCUUCCCUGAGUAGUGAAGAUUUGAGUGGUGAGAGUGAAACUAGUGAAAUUCAUUAUAUGAAUGUUCCUUUGAUUUCAAAGAAUGAUACAGAUUUGUCGUUUGAAUCUGUCAAUGAUGUGAAUGUGAAUGUUCCUUUGGUUCUAGAGAAUGACAUUUACUACACUGAACCAUCAUUUGAAACUGAGCCUGAUUAUGAUAACCUUGACCCUACUUUUAAGCUUAGCCCCACUUCCACUCAUCCCGUUUUUAAGCUUAGCCCCACUGCCACUCCUCCGGUUUCAUUGAAAGCCACCGUUGUGGCUCCUCUGGAUGCGGAUCCCUUGAUGCCCCCUUAUGACCCCAAAACCAACUACCUCUCCCCCAGACCACAGUUUCUUCACUACAAACCAAAAUCUCGAAUGGAACUCUGCAGGGAAAGGGAAUUAGAGGACAGCUUCAUAUCUGGAAGCUUUUCAGAUACAGAAGUCACUGAGGAUUCCCAGUCUGAAGUCUCACAGAAGGAAUCGGAGGAUGCUUCUUCGGAUGAAACUGUUAAGGAAGAAGAGGGUGAAAUUUCUGAACUAAGUCCUGCUAGGAGGACUCUCAUGCCAGAGGAAUCUGUUGAAGAAAAAGAAGUUCCAAAACCACGCUUCACAGUGAGAGCAAAGGCUGUUUCUCUUACCUUGCUUCUUGCAGUUGCUUUUGUAUCAAUCUCAGUCACAGUCACAGAUUUACCUGUGAUUGAUCGAACUGUGUUUGAAGACUUCUACAAGGUUUAUGAAUCAUCAGAGUUUUCAGGGGCUAAUUUUGAUCUAUUCAACCAGUUUGCAAAAACAAAUUUUGAUGAGAUAGCUCGAAACUUACAAAUUUGGUUUACCAAGUUGUUGUCUUCAACUUCUGAGUUCAUUUCAGAUGUUAGAGGAGCACACAAUUUGGCCAAGUUGCAAUAUUAUAACUUGACCAUUCAGCACGAUUACUCCAUGGUGGAUCAGUACCCUAUAUUUGGUCGUGGUGAAAAUGAAAUAGGUGAGACUCACGUACCAGUAUGGGACGCUGAUGAGAGUGAUGCUGCCUCAGAUAUUGACAGUGAUGAGGUUGUUGAGGGGGAUAUUCUGGAGGAGCAUUAUGAAGUGUAUGAAGAACAAGUUCAGCAAGAUAUUGCAACAAUUACUGGAGUUGAAAAUAUUAUGGAUGCUCCAGAAUCUGAGGAAGUACUCAAUAUGAUCGAAUCAGAGCAACUGGCUGAAGCAGGAAAUUUAGAAGCAACGAUUGCACAAGAAGCUGAGGCUAACUUAAAUGUUGAAAAUCAGCCAAGCUUGAAUUCAGAGGUUGCUGAAAUCUGUGUUGAAGCGUAUGAGUCAGAUACAAAGCAGGCACAAGAAAAGGAUGCUAAACUCAAUGUCAAUGAGCAAAGUGACAUAAGUUUAGAUUCAGAUGUUGCUGCCGUGAACGAUGAUGUAGCAAAGGAAAAAUCAGUAAGCAUAGAUGCUGCAAUUAAAGGGAAUGAAGGGCGAUUAGGAGCAAUUGACAUUCCUCCACAUGUGAUGCUAUGUUUGCUACUCGGUGCAGGUACUGUUUUAAUUGCAGCUGCAGCUUUCAACUUGUCAAGAAAGGGUAGCAAAAGCAUGAGCUCCAUGGAGAAGCCCCUGGAGUUACAUAAUGACUCCUUUCCAUCUAAGAACAAGCAGAUUUCUCCAGAGAAGUCAUCUGGGCCCGUAGAAAUGGACGUGCUUGAAGAUUCAUCAUGCCCUUCAGAAGCGAGCAGCAUUCAGCAAAGCUCAUUCUACAGUGAAAAAGAAGUGAAUGAAGGUCACAGGCUAGGCCCUGAGAAGAAGCGCAAGAAUAACUACCGGAGAGAAUCUUUGGCCUCUUCUGCAUCAGACUAUUCCAUGGGUUCCCCAUCCUAUGGAAGCUUAACUGUGUAUGAGAAAAUUCCAAUCAAGCAGGGACAUGGGGAGGAGGAGAUCAUCACUCCUGUUAGGCGUUCAAGUAGAAUUAGAAACCAAGCCACUUCUCCUUCAUAACCUGAUUUUGGGAUUAGUUUGUGUUUGGUUUUUAGUUCGUGUUCCAAAGGAUGUUCAAACUUAAACCCAAUCCGUGGGUGUAGUUUCAUUGAACUGAAUAACGUUUGAAUCUUCUGAAUGGAAAACCAAACAUCCCUUAGUUUUCAAGUAGGAAUACCUAGCCAAAUUUUAUCCGUUGUAAUCUGACCUGACCCAGCAUAACUGUUAAUGUAAGCAGAAGUAUCCUAUCUUCUGAAUCCCCUUGAUCUUCUGUAGCAGAAGAAAUUUAUUGUUGAGUGAAUCUGAUUGGUUAUUAAGUUGUAUUAAUCCAAUGACCUACUGCAUUUUCCUUCUUAUUUUGCUCUGUAAGCUUUUGAAA
This is a messenger RNA of Glycine soja, 3006 nucleotides long. RefSeq lists its product as uncharacterized. NCBI's taxonomy places the organism in Eukaryota, Viridiplantae, Streptophyta, Magnoliopsida, Fabales, Fabaceae. The transcript has 3 exons. The coding region runs from base 147 to 2648 and encodes 833 amino acids. The record is from RefSeq and is a predicted model, not a curated record.